UUUGAUACAGUAAACACGUUGUUAAAAUGCAGGAAGAUGACAGGCAGACAUUGAUCAGUAGCACUGUAGGUCUGUUGCCUUUAUAUUAUUGUACGCCUUUAAUAGCAUUCAUAUUAUAAACGCUUGUUUAAUGUAUACGAAUGUGCCUCAUAAAGAAACACCCGCUGUAGAUGUUCUGUCCCUUUUAAUGCAACCGGAGAUCCAUUAUACGUCAUAACAAAGAGACUCUCCGCUAGAGGUCACUUUACACACCACGUGGUUUUCUAGCUGGUAAAAAAGCCCCACUAUAAACACGUAGUAGAUUUAUUAACCAGGUUACAUUGAAUAUUCACCUGGGGAAGGGAAUUCCAUUCAUUUUGAAAGGUCAUUUGUGUGGAGAGGGAGAGGGAGAAUAGCCCUUUUCGAUUGUGUCGGUAACUGCGGUUUGCGGAAGUGUCUGUUGGUGUGUGUUCUUGUUUUGUACCCGAGGAUGAACAGUGUAGGGGAGGGAUGCACGGAGCUCAAACGGGAAUACGAUCAGUGUUUUAACCGCUGGUUUGCAGAAAAGUUUCUCAAGGGAGAUCGGAGCGGCGAUCCCUGCAUUGAAAUGUUCAAAAACUACCAACAGUGUGUGCAGAAAGCCAUCAAAGACAAGGACAUCCCGAUUGAAGGGGUCGAGUUCAUGGGACCCAACAAGGAGAAACCUGGAAGUUGACUUUGACAUUUAAGCGACCCCCAGCAAAACAUUUCAGCAAGCCAGUCCUCCAGACUGGCCCCAGUGGACAUCAGUUUGAAUGGGUUGAUUUCAGGGUUUAAAACAUUGUAAAGACUGUCCUGUUAGGUCUUGUUAAUUGCAUGUGAAGAAUCGAGAAGAAAAACGUUGUUAAUGCAAAUACUGUUUUGUACAUAAUGUUAGCUGUAUAGAAUCAUAGUGAGACCCCUAUAUAGGACCAUGUAUUCUUUCUUUGACGCUCUGUGGAGGAGCCCUGCUGUGUUGUGGACCCAAGAUCUUUCAAACAGAACAAUACGAGACUGUUUCUAAAAAUAGAAAGUAAAGAUAAUGCUUAUUAAAUGUCGUUUUUAUUGUGUAGCCCGGAUUUGGAGUCGUCCCCAUUUCAAAGCUGCAAUGUUCUAUGAUCCUGUUUAAGAUUUGGUUCCUUGGUGUCUGUUUACCAACAGGCUGUGUUAUUUGUCUGGGUUGUUUACAUUUGUAAUUGAUAUUUCCCAGUCCUUGUACACAUAAUGUUAACUCUGAUUUUAUUUAUUUUUUGUUUCAGAUUGUGUUUUUGUGAUAAUGUUUUACAUAAAAUAUUAGUGUACCACAAACAAAUGUUCUGCACACACACACACCCCGAUCUCACACACACACACACAGCAAUCCACUUCACACAGCACUUACAUUACACCAUCACACAUGCACAGUUUUGGAUAUUAUCAAACGUUUUAUUAGAAAACCCUCGUUUAUCUGCUGGAGAUAAACCGGUGAACUACACGGUCUCAUCAGCAAUGCCUUGCAUCCUGAGAGGUGCAGGACACGUGUUCAGUAGUGUCCUGGCAUUAGGUCGAGAGCUAGGUGUUUCAAUCAAUAUUUAAUAUUUCUGGUUUGCUGGAACAACGGCGCUUUCACUCUCGCUUUUAACAGAAUAGGUAUGGACAGAUUUAGGAUCUAAUGGUGCUUUGAUAAAUACAUGUUUAUUUGCUAACUGGAACAAAACAAUAUAAUAAAACAUUGCCUGCACUUACCAUGCCUUUAACAUUUAAUUACUAGCGAUCUCAGUUUUGUCCAGAUGUGAGAGAUGGGAGUGUGUGUGUGUGUGUAGAGUGACUUUUCUCACCAAUAAAGGUUUGUUACCUGCUGCUGCUGUGAUGUGUUUUUUUUCUUUUGCAUAUCAUUAUGCUGUAAAAUAGCCUGCCAGCCAGUCAUGUGUCACAUCCUGGUACUUUUGCUGUUAUCAUUUAGCAUCAAUAUUUUAAAAAUUAAGUGUGCUUGACCUCUUUAAGGCACUCUUAAAUGUAAACAUGUUAUUUGUGUUUGUGAUUCUCAUUAAAAGACCGCAAGGUUUGAGUUUGACAGCC
Molecule: messenger RNA, 2055 nt
Organism: Acipenser ruthenus (sterlet)
Lineage: Eukaryota; Metazoa; Chordata; Actinopteri; Acipenseriformes; Acipenseridae
Product: TP53-regulated inhibitor of apoptosis 1-like
Exons: 2
Coding region: 470-694 (74 amino acids)
Source: RefSeq, a predicted model, not a curated record